Molecule: messenger RNA, 573 nt
Organism: Alosa sapidissima (American shad)
Lineage: Eukaryota; Metazoa; Chordata; Actinopteri; Clupeiformes; Clupeidae
Product: complement C1q-like protein 2
Exons: 2
Coding region: 19-489 (156 amino acids)
Molecular function (GO): protein binding
Source: RefSeq, a predicted model, not a curated record
GUGUUCUCAGCUCAGUCCAUGAAUCUGAACCUCACUGUGAGUCAGGUGGAGGAGCUGAGGAGGGAGAGAGAGGAGAGGAGGGUGUCUUUCUCUGCCUCACUGCUAGCAUCUGGUGCUGGAGAUACAGGACCUUUUUCAGUAGCAACUCCUGUGGUCUACAGACAUGUCUUCACUAACGUAGGAAAUGCCUACAACCCAAACACAGGUGUUUUCACAGCUCCAGUCAGAGGGGUUUACCACCUUGUUUUGUUUGUAGCUGGUUCUGGUCAUGCAUCUACACGUACAGGAGUUUCUCUUCAUAAAAAUGGAGAGCAUGUUGUCCUUGCCUACGGUCAUCAUACAAGCGGCUAUGAAAAGGUCUCUAAUGGAGCCUCUCUGCUGCUGGAGGUGGGAGAUGUGGUCUAUGUGAAGUUGUGGCCCAACAGUUGGGUGCAUGAUAGUCAGAACCACCACACCACCUUCUCUGGCCACCUGCUCUUCCCCAUGUGAGAAGUCAGUCCAGAGUGGAAUCACAUCAGGAAUGUAAUAUUCAAUAAGAGCCACAUCACCUACACUGACAGAAAGGUCGGGCAU